GCCCUGACAAGUCAUUAGAAAAAACGUCUGUUCUUUUUGGAGAAAAUUUUUUCUUCUAUUCUCUUUACCUUUUUUUUUUCUUCUUCUUCUUCAUCUUCUUACCUUUCUGAUUAUUGUUUCAAAUUCAUUUUGAUUUGGUGAUCAUCAUGGUGACAAUUUACUCUCAUCUAUCAACAAUCAACUGUUAAUUGAGUGACACAAACAAGUUGAGAAAAUUAUAUAAGAGAGAACUUUAGUUUUCUCCUAUUCUUUUUUCGCCAUCAUUGUUUUCUCUUUUCUUCUAUUUCUUUGUGAUUAAGUUUUUGUUUCUCUUCUUCAUCAUCAUGUUCUUAUCCAUCAACAGGUAACAACAAAAACAACAACAAAAUCAAAGAAACUUGAAGCCGGUCAAUUAAUUAUUCAACCAUUUUCUUUUGGAUUACCUGUUCUUCAUCUAAUUUAGUGUAUUCAUGUGUGAUGGUUAAUUUAAUCUCUAAUCUAUCCUGUUCUUAUCGGAUCAAUAUCACCAUCAUGUUAUGAAUAAUGUUAAUCUUAUUAAUCUAUCCCGAUGUCAUUUGAUUUCCAUCACAUUUCACAAACACCGUUUACAUAUUCAUCUUAAUCUCUCUCUCUCUCUUUCUCUCUCUUUUAAGAUUUAAAUUCUCCCUGUGUCUUAAUUUGAUUCAUUUUCUACUGUUGUUAACUUAAUUCCAAUUGCUAAUUCCAAUCCCACCCUCUAUCUAUCAAAUGGAAAGAACUAAAAGAAUCGCUGCUUUCAUAACCUUUUUCAUAUGUAUCAUCGCUCUUGCCCUUUUAACUGGUUCACUCACUACCAACAAAUGGAUUACCUCUAAACCAGAAAGGAUUAGAUUAAAUAAUGUUCCUGAUCACAUUCGUAAUCAAAGUGUUCAAAGUGACGAGAGAAAGUUCAAAGGUGAUAUUCAUUUUGGACUUUUCCAUGGAACCAAAAUUCUAAAUUAUGGUUUCGGUGAUAGAACCAAUUCCAUUUGGAUUAAAGAAGAGCUGAUGAAAAAUCCGAGCUUAAUGCCCUUCGGCUUAUGGUUGUUUACUAUUCUCUCCGUAGCCAUCGCCAUGUUAUUUGGACUGGUCAGUUUAAUCUUCUCGAUAAUUAAUACAGUUAUCACACCUAUUGAAGUGAUAACUGGACUUCGAGGGCUACUCCUUUGGAAUGGAUUUGGUGUCCUUUUCUCGGGUGCCGCUUGUUUAAGUUGGUUCAUACAAUUUAGAAACAAAUUAAGUCGUAACGUCCUGACACAAGAGGAAAUUAACGAUGGCUGGAGUUCAGAGAAUCGCUCGAAAUUGGGUUACUCGUAUUAUCUGGUUCUCGUUUCAAUGGGACUGUUUUUCCUCAACAAAUUCAUCAUCUUACUCGCUGUUAAAAGGCCACGUUUCCGUGGUAAAAGCCGACUCUCGACCGACAAAAAUCCCGAAGGAGUUAUUAUGCUUUACUAAUCAACAAUCAAUGUGACAAUCAAACCUCAUCAAAGGAAAUCAACUGAAGACAUUUUCUCCAUCACUGAUCAUCUUCACACUUGAACAAUUAACUCUGAUUGUUAUAUAUAAAUAUAUCAUUAAUCAAUCUCAUCUUUUUAAUUAUCUUUUCCAUAACUAUUUCCUUAAUCAUGUAAUUUUGUAUCAUAUUAUUAGAUUAAUCAAAGUAAUCUGAUUAAUGUUUUAUAUAUUAUCAUAAGUUGAAGGAAAUGAAUCUCAUUGGAAAGUAAAAACGUUAAUCAUCACAAUUAAUUAACAAGGAUUGUGACAAUUACCAUCACCUCAUCAACAAUCAAAGCUGUCAAAGACACUUGAUUGUCUUGACAAAAUUUUGUACAAGUUUGCAAACUUUUAAAUCUACAAUCAGAUCAACUGGAAUGAUUAAGAAAAAAAAUUUAUCAUCAACUGUUUCUGUUAAUUUUUACAAUUAACUAAUCAUUAAUCAGCACCUAAUAAGUUGCCAAAUUUUUUUAAAACUCUCACAAUCAAUUUAUUGUUUCUCACCACAACAAUUAAAAAAAUUAAAUUGUCAAUAAGACUCAAUAUCUUAAUGAACUAUCUCAAAAAAGUAAAUUAAACAAAUUUAAUCAGUUAA
Molecule: messenger RNA, 2086 nt
Organism: Panonychus citri (citrus red mite)
Lineage: Eukaryota; Metazoa; Arthropoda; Arachnida; Trombidiformes; Tetranychidae
Product: clarin-2-like
Exons: 4
Coding region: 727-1452 (241 amino acids)
Source: RefSeq, a predicted model, not a curated record